Molecule: messenger RNA, 2753 nt
Organism: Eriocheir sinensis (Chinese mitten crab)
Lineage: Eukaryota; Metazoa; Arthropoda; Malacostraca; Decapoda; Varunidae
Exons: 2
Coding region: 961-1689 (242 amino acids)
Source: RefSeq, a predicted model, not a curated record
CAACCCGACCAGCAGUUCAUUGUGUGGUGGGACUCGCGAGGGAGCGGAUCUACCUUCCUCCUUACAAGCACUCCACUUUCACUGCUCCUCUCGUUGUCUUCUGCCGCUGAGAGACAAACGAAUCGAGCGAGGGAAGACGGAAGAAGACUUUAAGAGUGCAAAGAGGAGAGGAGAAAGAACAGGACAUACGAAGUUAGCGAGGAAACGAAGAUAUAGAGUGAAACGAAGAGGGAAGUAAAAACAAGACAUAGAGUGCAAAGAAGACAUUAGUGGAGGCGAGGAAGAAGGAGAGUCAACAAGUAGGAAAAGAACCGCAAAAGAAAAAAGAAAGAGAGAUAGAAAAAUACGAAACAAGGAGAAAAAACGAAGAUUGCCACCAGAGAGAGAGAGAGAGAGAGAGAGAGAGAGAGAGAGAGAGAGAGAGAGAGAGUGAGUGAGUUCAACGCGGUGGAGAGUUAAAAGAAGAUAAGAAAAGGAAGUGAUUGAAGCCGGCUGGUCCACCCUUCGCCCUGUUCUUUAUCCUCAUCCUUCCCGCUGAGAGAGAGAGAGAGAGAGAGAGAGAGAGAGAGAGAGAGAGAGAGAGUAAAGGAAGGAAUACAAGCAAAGUGAGAAUACAACAGAAAUUUAAUUGAAGACUCGUCGCUUGGUGAAAAAAAAAGUUAAGAAAAAAGAAAAAAGUAGAAAAAACACACAAUAGAAGAAAGAGACAAAUGAAAACGGAGUGAAAAGCAAAAAAAAUAAAAGAAUAAAACAAUAGAUGGAACAAAGGAACGGAAAAGACUAACAAAAGGCUAUUAAGAAACGAGAGAGAGAGAGAGAGAGAGAGAGAGAGAGAGAGAGAGAGAGAGAGAGAGAGAGAGAGAGAGAGAGUCAGUCAAUCAGUCAGUCAAUCAAAUCAGUCAACUACCCAGGAAAAACAACCGUAAACACCCUCAAGCCAUCCACUUCCUAACCUUCACCAUGACAAGCACAGAGUCACCAAUGGAGGCAGCCCAGGGAAUGCCACCAACUAUCUCCCUUUCCCCUUCGCUAAUACCAAGAUUCGAAAGAAGCGCUGUAAUUCGUCUAGCCGUGUGUACCAUCACCCUAUGGCUCGGUGUACUACUGCUGGCGUUACUGGUGGUGGUGGGCGUUUACACCUCGCAAGCCAACCAGCUCCUAGUGGUGUCCUGCGUCUCCGUCAUCUCUAUCGCCCUGGUGGUGGCCUCCUGCAAGCUGAACUCUGUCGCCGGAAUUCACAAGAUGGUGGAGGAGGACAUGGCUGCCAAAUCUGACCCGCCACCCAACUACGAGGACGUGCUGCACUCCGAAGCCCCGCCGCCGUCUUACUACACCGUGGUGAGCGAGGCCGCGGGCGGCGGAGCCUCCAACACCACGCCCACCGCCACCCGAAGCAAGCUGGAGGCUCAGCCAGCCAAGGUGUUGGCAACGCCGGGACCAAGGAGGAGCCCGGCCUUCAGAAGGUGGCUUGGCAGGCCCGGCAUCCUGCAGACUCUGGUCAGCCCUUCAAUGUUCCGAGCACCCAGGGGAGCCUCGCCUCCGACCCCCCCUCAGUCAGUGAAGAGCAAGAGGAGCCUCGCCCUCCGCAGGUCCUCCAGCACGCCCUCCCUCGCCGGACUGGAUAUUCACCCCUCCAUGGCCCGCUCGCCCAGCAGCCCGUCCCUCUGUGACGGCUUUGGUUGGUUCUAGCACGGGCGGGGAAUGAGGGACACGCCUGCCCAUUAACCUGUCAUCGACACCACUUGGGCAUCACCGCGGCGCAGCAAAGGUGGACACGCGCUCCUGAGCACGCCAGAGUGCGCUGUGCUAUGCAGCGCCAACACAAUGAACGACGCGGCCGAGGAGAAUACACUGGUGCAGCAGAGCGGGGCCGUUGUCGACUUGUCGUGCCUCCACGCUGCGUCGGGGGCAGGAAAGGAUAGUAGGGAUGACAAGGGCAUCAUGUGUGGCACGGGCGACGCAAAACGACUAGUGUUACGUAACGGCCUGUGCAUUACGGGGGGCAUUAGGCAUCACGCUCAAGAGGCCGACCUCGUACCGUGUCAUGUGUGUAUACUGAGCACUGCUGGGUGUUUUGCCUUCCUGUGAGUCUCAAGUGUGCUGUGACUGAGGUGUGAAAAAAUACUGGACCACCCCCACUGGGUCCUCCAUUUGUGAUUCUAAGAAAAGACAAUGUAAUUCGGCACAUUUGACAAUUCUCCACGGGCGCCACGCGUCAUUGAGGUGCACAAAUGCGGCAGCAGUCUCGCGCAGCUCACUGAUCUAGUCUGUUACGGACAGCCUCUCACGGGAAGCGUUCCUCUCUGUGAAGAUUCACCGGACACGUUUAGGCUACGUCAAGGAUCUUUAGGAUGCAGCAAUGAGGAAUAACGUAUUGUUACAUUGCAGUUCUAUAUAAAGUUUUCUCUUAUUAUAUUAUGCUUUAUAUGAAAUAUUUAAUCUCGUGACAUGUGUGUGUGUGUGUGUGUGUGUGUGUGUGUGUGCGCGCGCGUAACCUUGAAUAUUCUUCCUCAAGGAAUACAGUAUGAAUGCACAGCCUAGAUAUCGUAUAGUCCAUCAUUAUUUUUAUACUCUUUUUACUCUGAGCGGCCAAAGCUCAGCCUGUUGGAUCAACCCAUCAUGUCCUCGCACACUGAGGGCACAACACACUUCGUAAUUUACACCCACAUAAUUUAAGCCAAAGCGCAUCAUCUAUAUUUUAACAAAAUGGCCAGUAUGUCACUUUUGUAAGGAAUAAAAGUAUUCAUUGACAA